Mobula hypostoma (lesser devil ray) is the source of this 2198-nucleotide messenger RNA. Its product is annotated as poly(U)-binding-splicing factor PUF60-like. NCBI's taxonomy places the organism in Eukaryota, Metazoa, Chordata, Chondrichthyes, Myliobatiformes, Myliobatidae. Gene Ontology annotation, biological process: regulation of alternative mRNA splicing, via spliceosome; mRNA splice site recognition; alternative mRNA splicing, via spliceosome. The record is from RefSeq and is a predicted model, not a curated record. The transcript has 11 exons. Bases 16 to 1638 code for a protein of 540 amino acids. Gene Ontology annotation, cellular component: precatalytic spliceosome; catalytic step 2 spliceosome. Gene Ontology annotation, molecular function: RNA binding.
UCUCGCGGGAGUGGGAUGCAUGAGUCUCGCGAUAGUGGGCUCGGCGGGUGGAUGGCGUCGCUGGCUAGCUUUCCUCAGAUGCUGGAACCCUUGGGAAGCCCCACGUUACAGAUGAUGCUGGGUGGUGACAUUAUGAAGCUGGAAAAUGGGCAGACAAAGCUGGGCUUGCCACCACUCAACCCAGAGCAGCAGGAGGCACUGCAGAAGGCCAAGAAGUAUGCAAUGGAACAAAGCAUCAAGAGUGUGUUAGUGAAGCAGACGAUCGCCCACCAGCAGCAACAGCUCACUAACCUGCAGAUGGCAGCACAGAGGCAGCGGGCGUUGGCGAUUAUGUGCCGAGUUUACGUUGGAUCGAUUUACUAUGAGCUGGGAGAAGAUACCAUUCGUCAGGCCUUUGCUCCCUUUGGACCAAUUAAAAGCAUCGAUAUGUCAUGGGACUCUGUUACGAUGAAGCACAAGGGGUUUGCCUUUGUGGAGUACGAGGUUCCAGAGGCAGCUCAACUUGCCCUUGAGCAGAUGAACUCGGUGAUGUUGGGAGGCAGAAAUAUCAAGGUUGGCAGACCGAGUAACAUAGGACAAGCUCAACCAAUCAUAGACCAGCUUGCAGAGGAAGCCAGGGCGUUUAACAGAAUUUAUGUCGCGUCCGUUCACCCGGAUCUGUCGGAUGAUGACAUUAAAAGUGUGUUCGAGGCCUUUGGAAAGAUUAAAUCCUGCACCUUGGCCCGAGACCCCACAACGGGGAAGCACAAAGGAUAUGGAUUCAUUGAAUACGAGAAGGCCCAGUCCUCGCAGGAUGCCGUUUCCUCCAUGAACCUCUUUGACCUUGGCGGACAGUUCCUACGAGUUGGGAAAGCGGUGACCCCUCCGAUGCCAUUGAUGACUCCUGCUGCGCCGGGUGGAUUGCCUCCUGCUGCAGCUGUGGCAGCAGCCGCAGCAACAGCCAAGAUCACAGCUCAGGAGGCUGUGGCUGGGGCAGCGGUGCUCGGUGUUAGUGGUCUUUCAGCGCCAGGGCUGGUUACUCCAGCACUUACCCUUGCACAACCACUGGGUGCAUUGCCACAAGCGGUCAUGGCAGCCCAGGCCCCAGGUGUCAUUACAGGUGUGACUCCAACUCGUCCAGCUGUGUCUUUGCCAGUCAGUAUCCCGCAGGUGGGGGUGGUUAACCCUGUCCUUGCCACACCUCCAGCAACUACUGGUACAGCAGAAGUGAAGAAGGAAGAUGAAGAGAAGUUGCUGGACACUGAGCGGCUGGAAAUGUUGAGUGAGCAGGAGCAUAUGAGCAUUUCCGGCAGCAAUGCCAGGCACAUGGUGAUGCAGAAGCUGUUGCGCAAACAGGAGUCUACAGUGAUGGUCUUGCGGAAUAUGGUGGGUCCCGAGGACAUUGAUGAUGAUCUGGAGGGCGAAGUAACGGAGGAAUGUGGUAAAUUCGGGGCUGUGAACCGUGUGAUCAUCUACCAGGAGAAGCAGGGCGAGGAGGAGGAUGCCGAGGUGAUUGUUAAGAUCUUUGUGGAAUUUUCCAUGGCUACGGAGAUGCACAAAGCCAUCCAGGCUCUUAAUGGGCGGUGGUUUGGAGGACGGAAGGUGGUUGCAGAAAUCUAUGAUCAGGAUCGGUUUGAUAACAGUGACCUGUCUGCAUGAACUCGAGGGCAUGGCGAACUGUGGUGAAAAGAUGUGGGCUCAGCUGUGGUUCAGGGACCACAUUCAGCAGCUGAUGUCCCAUCACCCACUCGAAGCUGGGACCUCGGGCUACUGCACAUGGACCCAAUGCGUUUCCACUUCGUCAACUGACACAGUGCUGUGUUUGCCUCCUUGUUACACUCUGCUGUUUCUCCACUCAGCCUCAAAACCCGGUGGACCAAGGUGCAGACUUGUAACAAUGUGGAGCUCAGCCCGGACCACCCAGUUUAUCCUGGUGAACGUGUCACUGGUUGGAUGAAUUAUUUCAGUGGGUGAGAAUCACAGAAUGUUUAGGGUUUGUUGCCCUAGAUGAAGCUAUGGACUUGGGUUCUCUGGUGAUUUUUGACGCAGAGUUCAGGUCCAUGGCGUCAGCACAGAACAUGUGGAUUUGGCCUAGAUUCACAGACUGCUCUCCAGGUGGUUAAUUCAGUAUGAGUGUAUUUUUUUUUUAAAACUCUGUUUUGGCUGCAAAGAUGUGGACAUUGUAGGCAAGUUACUGUUUCAUUUCUAUUAAAGAAAUU